This is a messenger RNA of Lathyrus sativus (Indian pea), 3042 nucleotides long. Lineage: Eukaryota; Viridiplantae; Streptophyta; Magnoliopsida; Fabales; Fabaceae. The record is from the annotation of a GenBank genome assembly.
AUGCUACCUCAUUUGUUUCUCUUCUAUUCUUACACUUUUGUCUCUCUCUUUUUUAUUGAGGGAGCUCAAAUUACAACCAAUGAUGAACUCUCAACUCUUCUCACCAUCAAAUCUAGUUUUAUUGAUCCAAUGAAUCAUCUCAAGGAUUGGCAGAUACCGACGCAACUGCUCCAUUGUAACUGGACCGGAGUCGGUUGCAACACGAAAGGCUUUGUAGAGAGUCUAGAACUCUACAACAUGAAUUUGAGUGGCAUUGUUUCAAACCAUAUUCAAUCUCUUUCAAGUUUGUCUUAUUUCAAUAUAAGCUGUAACAAUUUUGCUUCGAUGCUUCCGAAAUCACUUUCCAACCUCACUUUUCUAAAGAGCUUUGAUGUGAGCCAAAAUUACUUCACCGGCGGGUUUCCAUUUGGAUUCGGAAGAUCUGCUGAGUUGAGAUCAAUCAAUGCUUCAAGCAAUGAAUUUUCGGGUCUUCUUCCUGAGGAUAUUGGAAAUGCAACAUUGCUCGAAAGCCUCGAUUUUCGAGGAAAUUACUUUGUAAGUCCAAUUCCAAGGAGUUUUACAAAUUUGCAAAAUCUUAAAUUUCUAGGCCUUUCUGGCAAUAACUUCACAGGAAAGAUUCCAGAAUAUCUUGGCGAACUAAACUCGCUAGAAACAUUGAUUAUGGGAUACAAUGAGUUUGAAGGUGAGAUUCCUGCAGAAUUUGGUAACAUGACAAAUCUUCAGUAUCUUGAUUUGGCUGUAGGAACUCUCAGUGGACAAAUUCCACCUGAAUUAGGUAAGCUCAAGAAACUCGCUACAAUUUACUUAUACCGAAACAAAUUCACCGCGAAAAUUCCACCUCAACUUGGCAAUAUUAUCUCACUAGAAUUUCUAGAUUUCUCUGAUAAUCAGAUCACAGGAGAAAUACCAGAAGAAUUUGCUAAAUUGGAAAAUUUGCGGCUUUUGAAUUUAAUGAGUAAUAAACUAACUGGUCAUGUACCAGAAAAGCUAGGUGAAUUGAAAAACUUACAAGUUCUUGAAUUGUGGAAAAAUUCUUUAGAAGGCUCUUUGCCGAAGAACCUCGGAAGAAAUUCUCCUUUGCAGUGGUUAGAUGUGUCAUCUAACUCAUUGUCUGGUGAGGUUCCUCCGGGUUUAUGUACAACAGGCAAUCUCACAAAACUGAUUCUCUUCAACAAUUCUUUCUCCGGUAAUAUUCCGAUUGGACUUUCAAAAUGUUCAUCGUUGGUGCGAGUUCGGAUUCAAAACAAUGUUAUUUCAGGAACUAUUCCAGUUGGAUUUGGCAAUCUUCCGAGCCUUCAACGGCUGGAGUUGGCGAAGAACAAUCUCACCGGGCAAAUUCCUAUAGAUUUAACCUCUUCCACAUCACUUUCCUUCAUUGAUGUAUCUUGGAAUUGCCUUGAGUCAUCAUUACCUUCAGAAAUUCUUUCUAUUCCAUCUCUUCAAACCUUCAUUGCCUCUCACAACAGCUUUGGAGGUACUAUCCCUGAUGAGUUCCAGGGAUGUCCAUCUCUCUCUGUGCUUGAUCUUUCAAGUGCAAAUAUCUUCAGCACAAUCCCGGAAAGUAUAGCUUCUUGUACAAAACUAGUUAACCUUAACCUUAGAAACAAUCACUUGACAGGUGGAAUACCGAAAUCAAUCACAAACAUGCCUACCUUAUCUGUUCUUGACUUGUCCAACAAUUCACUGACUGGUCGGAUACCUGAAAACUUCGGAAGCUCCCCGGCUCUUGAAACGAUGAACCUGUCCUAUAACAAACUGGAAGGGUCAGUACCCUCAAAUGGGAUUCUAAUGACCAUGAAUCCUAACAAUUUUAUCGGAAAUGCUGGUCUUUGCGGAGGCAUUCUCCCUUCAUGUUCCCGGAGUUCGACCGUGACAAACCAGAAAAGGAGUUCACGCAUUAGUCAUGUUGUUAUUGGUUUUUUGACCGGAAUUUUGGUUAUUUUAUCUCUUGCUGCAGCAUUUUUCGGAGGCAAAUGGUUAUACAAUAGAUGUUAUUUGCAUAACAAUUUCAUCUAUGAUUGGUUCAAACAAGGCAAUGAAGAUUGGCCUUGGAGGUUAGUAGCAUUUCAAAGGAUCAGUUUUACAAGUAGUGAGAUACUGACUUGCAUGAAGGAAUCAAAUGUGAUAGGUAUGGGUGGUGCUGGCAUUGUUUACAAAGCUGAAAUCCAUAAACCUCAGAUAACAGUAGCAGUGAAGAAACUAUGGAGGUCAAGCACAGACAUAGAAAAUGGCGGGAAUGAUGUAUUAAGAGAAGUGGAACUGUUGGGGAGAUUGAGGCAUAGGAAUAUUGUAAGGCUAUUAGGGUAUGUUCACAAUGAAAAAGAUGUGAUAAUGGUUUAUGAGUACAUGCCUAAUGGAAACCUUGGAACAGCACUGCAUGGUGAAGAAUCUGCAAGGUUGCUUGUAGAUUGGGUUUCAAGGUAUAACAUAGCUCUUGGAGUUGCACAGGGGAUGAACUAUCUACACCAUGAUUGUCAUCCAUCGGUUAUUCACAGGGAUAUCAAGUCUAAUAACAUACUCCUUGACGCGAAUUUGGAGGCAAGGAUAGCAGAUUUCGGGUUGGCAAGAAUGAUGAUUCAAAAGAAUGAGACUGUUACAAUGGUGGCUGGAUCUUAUGGUUACAUUGCACCAGAAUAUGGAUACACUCUGAAGGUAGAUGAGAAGAUUGACAUAUACAGUUAUGGAGUGGUACUUUUGGAGCUGCUAACUGGUAAGAUGCCAUUAGACCCUACAUUUGAAGAAGCUGUCGACAUAGUCGAAUGGAUACAAAAGAAGAGAAACAAUAAAGCCUUGUUAGAAGCACUAGAUCCUUCCAUAGCUGGUGAGUGCAAAUAUGUUCAAGAAGAGAUGCUUCUGGUGCUCCGGAUUGCACUUCUAUGUACUGCAAAACUUCCUAAGGAAAGACCAUCCAUGAGAGACAUCAUCACAAUGCUUGGAGAAGCAAAGCCAAGAAGGAAAAGCAUUUGUGGUAAUGGAAGACAGGAGAGUAGCAUGGAAAAGGGAACAGUCUUUACCACAUCCCCAGUAGCAAGCCUUUUGUAG